CUGUCCAAUGCGUCGUAUUAUUUUGGAGUUUCUGUGAGAUCGUGCCAUUUAUUCUGCACAUUUAUUUGCAAUGAGAGCGAAUUUCGUGGACGAGUGUCGAAUGAAAUAACAGACAAGUGUCGCGGAUUUUCGAAUUGAUUGAAAUACGUCAGUCGAUUAUUUGUUCUUCGAUGAUGCUUGGGAUUCUCAAUAGAAACGCGAAGUUGCUGCUCGUUAUUUCAAAUUUUUCGUGUGUUGAGUGGUUCGUGUGCUAACAAAAUGUCGGAAAUGAGCAACCGUCUCAGGGAGAAAUACAGAUCGAAGAAACGUCUAAUAGACAUCAAAUAGACGUUUAUAGACGUCUAUAUGCGGCUAAUACACACGUAUUUUCGAUCUGUCAUUUUUCACUCGUGUUGAAAUCGCGUAGUAGUUUUCCGGAGUGUCGUUAAUUAAUUGUACGCGACUGUAAUUAACCACAAUUAUUUGAUCGAUUUGUAGUAGUAAAUCUUUUAAGAAUGAAAAAAUUCGCGUUAAUGAAUUUUUUAAGAAUGAAAAAAUUGGUGAGAAUAUGACAAUACAUCAAGUGAAUGGAUUCGUGUAAUUUUAAUGAAAACACACAGUGCAGCGACGGCCGCCAGGCAGCUUUCUGCAAAGAAAAAACAACUUCGGUUGGAAAACGGAGAUGUGAAAUAUCUCGUAACGAACUAUGCGAGGAAUGGGCGCUGGCGAACAGCCGUGAGUGCGUGGAGAGUGGCAGUUCGGCGAGCACGACGCACGGGGAGGAGUCCGAGGAUGCGUCCGAGGCGAGGUUCACCCUCAAAUAUUUGGGCAGCACCCUCGUCGAAACUCCCUCGAGCGAGGAAGCCACGGCGGAAGCUAUCAAGACUGUCAUCACUAUGGCCAAAGCAAGCGGAAAAAAGCUGCAGAGAGUGUCUCUGGCUGUGAGCUUGAGAGGGAUUAGAAUGACAGACUUGGCCACCGAAGAAGAUCAGCUUCAAGUCUCGAUAUACAGGAUUUCGUAUUGCUCGGCGGAUGCGACGCACGAUCAUGUAUUCGCAUUCAUCGCGACAAAUCUGAACGAGACGAUGGAGUGCCAUGCGUUUCUCUGCCCGAAGAGAAAAAUGGCGCAAACAGUGACACUAACUGUGGCGCAAGCCUUUAACACGGCUUAUCAGGCGUGGCAGUUGUCGCAGUCUGAUCCCAGGAUUCAUCACGCGCAGGAUAAGAAUCCUCCUUUAGCGGACGACAGAAUCGAUAACAAUGAGAAAAAAGAGGCGAGUGAGACAAAGACCACCACCGGUAAAGUUAAUGAGCAAAAUAAGCAAAACGGUCAACAGCGACGCAACGACAGCCAGAAGAAUCUCUUAAUUGACUUGUCGAACGAGUCCAAACCGGCAGGAAAUUCAUGGGUCUGUUUCGAAGAGGAUUCGGACAUGAAGAAAAGUCAGAAAAAGAGCACGACGAUCAACAAUAGUAUUCCGAUGACCACGCUCAGGCAUCAGUCGACGGCGUCCACUCCGGCUCACCAUGUGGUACCCCGGCCAACGGCCGGCUUCAAGAUGCAGAAUGCCUGGGGCGAGUCCAGGUCGGUCGAUCUGAUGUGCUCGUAGCAGACAGGAUAGCCGGCGGCUGAUAGCUUCAGAGACGUGCCAUUGAUCACGGGUCUCUGGAAGCACCUCUCGAACAAUGGCCAACCCAAAAAGACCAAUCACUAAGACCACCGGUCCGCGUCGGGGCGGUCCUGACAGUUUCCGAUCGCAGAUUACUCGUAUUUUUAUCGAACGCUGAAGAGAGACAAUGAUAUCCAUUCUGUGUGAUGUAAUGGAAAUAUCGUACACGUUCGACGGAGUUUUCAAACUCGUUGAAGGGAUGGUUGCGAGUGAUUUUUAUCAACGAGAAAAAAAGAGGGACGGCAGUAGUUUUAAGGAGGACCAACCCGCGGCGCAGAGAAAUUGCGGUAAUCGGGGUGGGAACAAUUUCUAACGGAUUUUUGUAUAAAUACGUGUAUACCUGUGCCAAUUACUUUACGCAUACAUAUCGCACAAAUAUUGCUAAGUGACAAUGUGAGUCAAGACACUCGCUUUUUAUCGUUUUCAGUGAUAUUAGCUCUGGAAAUAAGAUUGAAAUUAGUCGUACUUUUCGUUUUCAGAGAGCAAUAUUCCAUUUUUUUAAUUAAAGGUUUACCGGAGAAUUGAAAAUCUCAAUAAAAGACCAGGUAACUCUAUUGUCAAAAAUAAAUCAGACUUUUCUAGAAUUUUAAUCAAUAAUUUAUUUUAAAUAAAAAAUUCGAUUAAUUUACG
Molecule: messenger RNA, 2279 nt
Organism: Linepithema humile (Argentine ant)
Lineage: Eukaryota; Metazoa; Arthropoda; Insecta; Hymenoptera; Formicidae
Product: low density lipoprotein receptor adapter protein 1-like
Source: RefSeq, a predicted model, not a curated record